AUGCACAGACUCCCUUAUAUCCCGAAAACAUCAGACGAACCGCUCGCCAGGGUUCAACCCUUCAGUACAACAACGCUCUACUCAACUCCAAACCACCAAUCUCAAAAAAGUGGAAGGCACCUGAAUAUUUUCUUUCAACCUCAUUUUGGUCAUCGCAAGUUGACCGAAAUCAAGGGGUUGGCAGAGAAUGCGUCGGGCAUUGGGUCCAGUGGGCCGAUCGGUAUUUUCGGCCGGCUUCUGAGUUAG
Messenger RNA from Colletotrichum lupini, 246 nucleotides. RefSeq lists its product as uncharacterized. The transcript has a single exon. The record is from RefSeq and is a predicted model, not a curated record. Lineage: Eukaryota; Fungi; Ascomycota; Sordariomycetes; Glomerellales; Glomerellaceae. The coding region runs from base 1 to 246 and encodes 81 amino acids.